AUGAAAGGUAAGAAUAAAAAAGAAUCAGGAUAUUUUAGAGGCAGGUGGAUGAGGGUCUACAUGCUGAAGAAAGAAAGAUUGAGGGUAUUUUUUUUUUCCAGUUUGUGUAAAAUUUAGUCUCAAAACUAUUUGAUUAAACAUUUGGAGCUAAAGCUGAGUUUGUUUGGGUAAAUUUGUAUUAUAUUGAAGCUUAUGUCCAAGUAAAAAUUACAAAGCAGACAUAAAAUGCUCAAAUUGAUUUGCCUCAAAAAAACAAAAGCACUACUUUGUCUUAUUUUCAUUGAAAUGUUGUCCUCAUUUUCCCCCUGCAGCUGUUGUCUUGCUGUGUUUGCUGCAUGCACUCUUUGCUGUGACUGGUGGACGGUUUAAUUGGAGUACGCUCAGUGGCUCAAACCAACAGAGUGGAGUCCAGGACGAAAGCGGUUCGUGUUUUAUUUGAACCUUUAAUAGUCUGAUGAUUUUCUGCAGUCUCAUGAGUAAAUCUACAUAUGUGCGUGUCCACAGGGUGUGAUUUCCAGCCGGAGAUCUGUGGCUGCUGUAUGAUGAGGAGGCAGAUGGCAAGGAUGGAGUCAUUCAUGAACCAUGCUGUAGAGGAACUCAAGGAGGAGCUUUCAUACCCACAGAGAGACCUCAGGGAUAAGAAAAGUGAGGGAUGAAUCUGACCCACACAAACUCUGCAGGAACCACAUUAGGAUAGAAACUUCAUGACUGUCUUUGUUUUCUUUUCCAGCCCUCCGCAGUGUCUUCUCUGUCGCUCUGAACAACGAGGAACAAUUAACUUGCCUCGGCCCUUUUCGCGACAGCAGGAUCAUCCUCUACGAACAUGUCCACAUCAACUUGGGAGGCAGCUUUGACGUGACAACUGGGGUCUUCACUGCACCCUUUCCUGGGGUCUACAGCUUCUCCGUAACCGUCUAUGGUAACCCACCACCUGAGGGUGGCUUAAUGACCUGUGCCAGCCUGAUGAUAAACGGCCAUGUGAUGACCUCGCUGCCAGAGAAAACCAGCCAGGACAGAGAAGACAGCUCUACAGUGGUGAUCACCAUAUUUUUGGAGGGGGGAGACGAGGUGUUUGUCAUUCUGCCUGAAGAAUGUGUCGUCUGCGAUGAUGAGAGACACAUGAACAGCUUCACCGGUUACCUGAUUUACACUAGGCCUGCUGAAAUAGUCUGA
Messenger RNA from Xyrichtys novacula (pearly razorfish), 1173 nucleotides. The record is from the annotation of a GenBank genome assembly. NCBI's taxonomy places the organism in Eukaryota, Metazoa, Chordata, Actinopteri, Labriformes, Labridae.